UGGAAAAGCCCCAUCCUGUGUUACUGUUCCUACUUCCCAGAAGAGAGAAGAGAGAAGGAGAAAGGUGAGAAAAGAAGAGGAGGAGGAGGAAGAGACGGCGGCGGACAGACAGACAGACAGGCAGACAGGCAGCAACCAAGCCAAUAAACGAUGGCUUCAGUGAUGAACAAGCCCUUGACUUCUCUCUACAGCUCCUCCCACUCAGACCCAUCGAUGUCCUCUGAUGCUCGUCUUUCGAGGCGAUGUCGGGUUGGGUUCAGUUCCCCGACUCUCAGAAAACCACGUAGGCUAUCCUCUUCGAUUAUCUGCAAGGCAGUGUCCAUGCAGCCCAAAACCCACAUUGAAGCCCUUAACAUUGCCGAGGAUGUGACCCAGCUAAUCGGUAACACGCCAAUGGUGUACCUAAACAAUAUUGUGAAGGGGUCUCUGGCAAAUAUAGCUGCCAAGCUCGAGACCAUGGAACCUUGUUGCAGUGUCAAAGACAGAAUAGGAUACAGUAUGAUAGCUGAUGCAGAGCAAAAGGGGCUUAUAAAACCAGGAAAGAGCAUUCUAGUGGAACCCACAAGUGGAAACACGGGGAUCGGUCUUGCAUUUAUUGCGGCUUCAAAGGGAUAUAAACUCAUCUUAACAAUGCCUGCAUCAAUGAGUCUAGAGAGACGGGUCAUCCUGAAAGCAUUUGGAGCAGACAUCGUGUUAACUGAUUCCGCAAAAGGAAUGAAAGGUGCAGUGCAGAAGGCUGAAGAAAUUUUAAGCAAUACACCCAAUGCUUACUUGCUUCAACAAUUUGAUAACCCUGCAAACCCAAAGAUUCAUUAUGAGACAACGGGUCCAGAAAUCUGGGACGAUACAAGAGGGAAGGUAGACAUUUUGGUUGCAGGGAUUGGAACUGGCGGAACAAUAUCUGGGACCGGUCGAUUCCUUAAGAACCAGAAUCCUGACGUAAAGGUCAUUGGUGUUGAACCGUUAGAAAGCAACAUACUUUCUGGUGGUAAACCUGGUUUCAUACCGAAGAAUUUGGAUCAAGAAGUUAUUGAUGAAGUCAUUGAGAUAUCAAGUGAUGAAUCUGUGGAAAUGGCAAAACAGCUGGCUCUCCAAGAAGGCUUGCUGGUUGGCAUAUCCUCUGGAGCUGCAGCAGCAGCUGCUCUCAUAGUUGGGAAGAGACCCGAGAAUGCAGGAAAGCUCAUUGCGGUUAUUUUUCCGAGUUCUGGCGAGCGAUACUUAUCCACCAUUCUUUUCCAGUCAAUAAGAGAAGAGUGCGAGAAACUGCAACCUAAAGCAUGAUGAACAAAACAAAGGGCAACGAGUGACCGAACGAGCUUAAGUUGUCGAAUUUUGAGGCUUAGCUUUAUGGAAACAUCGUUUAUUUGUUUUGUUUUGUUUCUUUUAUACAUGUGAUCUAGAGAUUGUGAUUAUUACAGGUAAAGAAAAUUCCCCUGAAUGAAGUAUUUAUUACAUGUGAACUUCUAUCCAA
Molecule: messenger RNA, 1471 nt
Organism: Impatiens glandulifera
Lineage: Eukaryota; Viridiplantae; Streptophyta; Magnoliopsida; Ericales; Balsaminaceae
Product: cysteine synthase, chloroplastic/chromoplastic-like
Exons: 11
Coding region: 151-1281 (376 amino acids)
Biological process (GO): pollen tube growth; double fertilization forming a zygote and endosperm
Cellular component (GO): cytoplasm
Molecular function (GO): cysteine synthase activity
Source: RefSeq, a predicted model, not a curated record